Molecule: messenger RNA, 904 nt
Organism: Haemorhous mexicanus (house finch)
Lineage: Eukaryota; Metazoa; Chordata; Aves; Passeriformes; Fringillidae
Gene: TLCD3B
Product: TLC domain containing 3B
Biological process (GO): ceramide biosynthetic process; lipid homeostasis
Cellular component (GO): endoplasmic reticulum; membrane
Molecular function (GO): sphingosine N-acyltransferase activity
Source: RefSeq, a predicted model, not a curated record
AUGCCCGGCGCCGCGGUGUCGCCGCCGGUGUCGCCGCCGGUGUCGCCGGGGCUGUCGCCGGGGCCGUGGCCGGUGUCGCCGGGGCUGCUGUGCGUGCCGGGGCUGCUCUUCUUCCCGGGGCUCUUCCUGCUGGCCCGCCGCGGCCUGGCCGCCAUCGCCGGCUGUCCCCAGAGCCGCGCCACCGUGCUGGCCGCCAGGUUGGUGUCCUCAGUCCAGGCUGUCAUGGCCUCCACAGCCGGGUACAUCAUCUCCAGCUCCUGCCAGCGCGACGUCAUCGAUGACACGCACUGGCUGGCCCGUGCGUACCCUCCCUUCGCGGUGCCCUACUUCGUGUACGACGUGUACGCCAUGUACCUGUGCCACCUGCAGCGCGCCCAGGUCAAGGGCCACGCCCCCGGCGCCCCGGCCCCGCCCCGCGCCGCCGCCGCCGCCUUCCUGCGCCAGGAGCUCCUCAUGGUGCUGCAUCACCUGGCCAUGGUGCUGGUCUGCUUCCCCGUGGCCACCCUGUGGCGCCAGGACAAGGGCGAUUUCUUCCUGGGCUGUCUCCUGAUGGCCGAGCUGAGCACCCCCUUCGUGUGCCUGGGCAAGGUCCUCAUCCUGUUCCGCCGGCAGCACACGGCCCUGCACAAGCUGAACGCGGUGGCGCUGCUGCUGACCUUCCUGGGCUGCCGCGUGCUGCUCUUCCCCUACCUGUACUGGGCCUACGGCCGCCACCGCGGGUUGUCCCCCCUGCGCGUGCCCUGGGCGCUGCCGCCCGCCUACAACGCCGCCGCCGCCGCCCUGGCCGCGCCCCAGCUCUACUGGUUCGGCCUCAUCUGCCGCGGGGCCUGGCGCCUCUUCCGGCCCGCGGGGACGCAGCCCAGGCCACCCUGAGGGGACAGUGAGGGGACAGUGAAGGGACAGG